Jaculus jaculus (lesser Egyptian jerboa) is the source of this 2114-nucleotide messenger RNA. RefSeq names its product secretory carrier membrane protein 1 (gene Scamp1). The record is from RefSeq and is a predicted model, not a curated record. The coding region runs from base 60 to 1064 and encodes 334 amino acids. The transcript has 9 exons. Gene Ontology annotation, biological process: protein transport. Gene Ontology annotation, cellular component: trans-Golgi network membrane; recycling endosome membrane. Lineage: Eukaryota; Metazoa; Chordata; Mammalia; Rodentia; Dipodidae.
GCCUCGUCCUCCUCCGUGCGCUGCGCCGGGUCGGCCGGGCGUCGCGGAGCGCCGCGGAGAUGUCGGAUUUUGACAGCAACCCGUUUGCGGACCCGGAUCUGAACAACCCCUUCAAGGAUCCAUCAGUUACACAGGUGACAAGAAAUGUUCCUCCAGGACUUGAUGAAUAUAAUCCAUUCUCGGAUUCUAGAACACCUCCACCAGGUAGUGUGAAAAUGCCUAAUGUACCUAAUACACAGCCUGCAAUAAUGAAACCAACAGAGGAACAUCCAGCUUAUACACAGAUUGCAAAGGAACAUGCCUUGGCUCAAGCUGAACUUCUUAAGCGCCAGGAAGAACUAGAAAGAAAAGCUGCAGAAUUAGAUCGUCGAGAAAGAGAAAUGCAAAACCUCAGUCAGCAUGGGAGAAAAAAUAAUUGGCCACCUCUUCCCAGCAAUUUUCCUGUGGGACCUUGUUUCUACCAAGAUUUUUCUGUAGACAUUCCUGUAGAAUUCCAAAAGACAGUAAAGCUUAUGUAUUACUUGUGGAUGUUUCAUGCUGUAACGCUGUUUCUAAAUAUCUUCGGAUGCUUGGCUUGGUUUUGUGUUAAUUCUGCAAGAGCAGUUGAUUUUGGAUUGAGUAUCCUGUGGUUCUUGCUUUUUACUCCGUGUUCAUUUGUCUGUUGGUACAGACCACUUUAUGGAGCUUUCAGGAGUGACAGUUCCUUCAGAUUCUUUGUCUUCUUCUUCGUCUACAUAUGUCAGUUUGCUGUGCACGUGCUCCAGGCUGCAGGCUUUCACAAUUGGGGUAAUUGUGGUUGGAUUUCCUCCCUUACUGGCCUCAACGAGAACAUUCCUGUCGGCAUCAUGAUGAUAAUCAUAGCAGCACUCUUUACAGCAUCUGCAGUAAUCUCACUAGUUAUGUUUAAAAAAGUACAUGGACUGUAUCGCACAACAGGUGCUAGUUUUGAGAAGGCCCAACAAGAAUUUGCAACAGGUGUGAUGUCCAACAAAACGGUCCAGACUGCAGCUGCAACGGCAGCAACUAGCGCGGCUCAGAAUGCUUUCAAGGGUAACCAGGUGUAGAGACCCUCCCACAGUACACUGUUACCUUUUUUCUCCAGUUACUGUAUCCUACAAAUAUUUUUAUGUUGGAAACACGCAGUUCACACAGCAUGGGUAUUUCCUAUUCACAUGUGCAUGGGCUAAAACUUCCUUGUCUUAUUACUUUGCUGAAUAGUUUAACAUUUCAUUGCCCCCACAGAAAAAAAUAUUAUAUGGUAAAUAAAUAUUCUCCAUAUUUUUUGGGGGAUGACCAGAUUAUUCCAGUGGUGACACUGAAAUUACUGUGACUUAUGACUAAAAAGCAUCAAUGCUAACUACAGUAGUUCUUCCAAGAUAAGGAUUAUACAUUGGAAGUAAAACCAUGUUUCUUUUCCUUUUCCCUAUUAAUAUUGAAAGAAUGAGGCUAGCGGAGACUUGCAUAUUUUUAAAUUAGCUUGCUUUUUCUCGGGUUCAGUCACCAGUGAAGAGCCUGUGUGCUUAACAGUAGAUAAUGUAUAUUUUACCUUCUUUUUAUUUUUAGAGUAGUUGAUAUUUUGAUAACAAUCUCUGAUCUUGCAUGGGUACCAUGUUUCUUAAGCUAGUAUUUUGGGUUCUGUACUGCUUAUAGUUGUAGGAAUUGGGAGUUGUUUAUAUGCUCAGAAAUGAUUUUCUGUAAUAGUUUCUUGUAAGUAGAAAUUUAUUGGGGUAUAAAGACUUUAAUAUAAUGUGCAGUGCAUUAUCCAAAAGAGGGUAGUUAAUUAAUGCAAUAGAAUGUUGUGACAAUAAUUCUUAUUUUUUUUAAAUUUCAGUAUUCAUAUAGUAAAAAUUUACUAUAUGGAAACUAGGGUAUAUUCUUGUAGCUCCUCUUCUUAAUUGAACUGAAAUUGUGUUUGGCAGCUUAUUUUGUGUGUGUGUGUGUGUGUGUGUGUGUGUGUGUGUGUGUAAGUUGGUUAGUUUUGAAAGAGGUAUUAAAGGCCAGCCUAACCCUUGAAUAAAAAGAACAUACAGUAUUCAAGAGAUUUUUUUUAGCCUCUCACUUCUUUUUAAGACUAAAAAAAAAAAAAAAAAAACUCUAAUAUUUGUCAUAUACUU